AUGUGGAGGAAUAUAAGAGAAUGAAAAGAUCUUAAAAGUCCACAAAAUUUGUGGUUCUCAAUUGUCUUUCCCUCUUUCUCACUUGCUUACUUGGCAUUCCCCACCCCUGUUUUUUAAGCCGAACGCCUUUGGGCCUCUUUAGUCUUCUUCCCCAGACUCCCUCCAUUAAUUCACCAACAUAACUGGAAUCAUUUUUUUCUGACAAAACAAACAGAAAAAAGAGGUUUGGUUUAGUUAGAAAUAUCACUACAACAAGAUAUUAGUCAGUCAUGUCUGAACUUAAGCUGUUCGGCAAGUUGAUUCCAUUGCUGACAUUGAACCGGGAUGAAGCUUUAGUCGAUCAUUGUUGUGGCACAAAUCUUCUUUCUCCUUCUAAUUCUAAUCAUGGGAUUCAAGCUCAGCCUCCCAUGGAAGAAGACAAGGUUGGCGCCGAUUGCUUCCACGCAAUUGAGCAAAAACAUUAUUUUAUGUUUCUUGAUCUUCAAGAGAAGCAUGAAGAAGACGACAAUGGCAGGAUCCCUUUGUCCGAAAGCUCCAAGAACGAAGAGAAGACAUUAAAGAAGCCCGACAAGAUACUUCCUUGCCCACGAUGUAAUAGUAACGAAACCAAGUUUUGUUACUACAACAAUUACAACGUGAAACAGCCCCGUCAUUUCUGCAAAAACUGUCAGAGAUACUGGACCGCCGGUGGAGCCAUGAGGAACGUUCCGGUCGGCGCCGGCCGUCGUAAAGCUAAAAGCUCUUCUUCCUCCGCCGCCGCUUUGCAUUACCAUCAUCACGUUAUGAUAUCCGAAGCUAUCCUUCGAGGUCAAGCCAGUGCUGUUCUCUCGUUUGGUAAUUCUUCUCAUUUGCCUCCGCCACCGCCACCGGCUCUUUACCGUCCUGGAUUUCCGGCAACUUUCUACUCACCGGCACCGGGAAAACAUUCCAGGGACGAAGAAGACAGCGUUAAACCGGAGAACGGAGCUUCAAAUUCGAAAGCUUUGAGGAUCGACGAUACUGCGAAAAGCUCGAUGGUGGCGGCCCUCAUGAUCAAAACCAAGAACACCAUGAACUCAGGAGGUAUCUUCGAUGGCUUCCGAUCGAAAACCGGUGACGACGACAGAAGUUAUCGACUGAGAACAUUCUCGGUGCUGCAAGCGAACCCGGCAGCCUUGUCUCGAUCACUCAACUUCCAUGAAAACACAUGAAAGAAGGAAAUGGACCAAUAUAGGUAAUAGCAAGAGUGGCACAACUUGUAAAUUAAAUCAGACUCUGAUUUCAAUUAUGUACUUGCCAUAUAAAUAAUAUUCUAAGCACAUCGGGAGUUGGGUUCCCAUA
Messenger RNA from Hibiscus syriacus, 1320 nucleotides. Its product is annotated as cyclic dof factor 1-like. Gene Ontology annotation, molecular function: DNA-binding transcription factor activity; DNA binding. NCBI's taxonomy places the organism in Eukaryota, Viridiplantae, Streptophyta, Magnoliopsida, Malvales, Malvaceae. Gene Ontology annotation, biological process: regulation of DNA-templated transcription. The transcript is spliced from 3 exons. The record is from RefSeq and is a predicted model, not a curated record. Bases 270 to 1190 code for a protein of 306 amino acids.